This is a messenger RNA of Erigeron canadensis, 1532 nucleotides long. RefSeq lists its product as uncharacterized. The transcript has 9 exons. Bases 186 to 1511 code for a protein of 441 amino acids. The record is from RefSeq and is a predicted model, not a curated record. NCBI's taxonomy places the organism in Eukaryota, Viridiplantae, Streptophyta, Magnoliopsida, Asterales, Asteraceae.
UUUUCUUUGCAUACAAGCAGCUUAUUUCCAAGAUCAAAAUCUUGCAUUCGUUUUCGGUUUUCAUGAUCAAACAGGAUUCCACGAAAUAUUUGUUUUGAUCAACUUGAGUUAAUCUCGUUAAGAAUCUUUUGAUGUUCUCCUGUUGGCAUAAUUAAGCCAGUUUUUUUGUUAAACUUUGCGACAUCAUGGGUGGAUGUGCUUCUAGGCCGUACAAGAAAUCAAGAUCACGAAAAUAUAUCUUUUGUUCGGGGAAAUGGCAUAGAAGAGUUUCCUCUUCUGCGCCUGUUAGGCCGGUGGCACAACAUAGAGAUAGUGAUGCAUCCAUCUAUCAAGAAGAGACAUGGUUCGACUCUAUGAGUGUCUUAGGAUCCGACUCUGAUGACGACUAUAUCAGUGUAUAUGGAGGAAAUGCAAAUGAUCCGUGUGCUGAUAACCUUAUGAUUCAUUAUGAAAACGCACCUUGUUUCUUGGAUAACAAAUCUGAUGUAACCGAAAAUGAGAAGUUUUGCAUCAGAAAAGGAUAUAAAGAUUCAAAGGGGUCUUCGGUUUUUGAUACCAAUAUUCUAGAAAGUGACCUUUCUUGCCUAAAAACAGUUAUAGUCGUUUCUAUGAACCAGAAACCUUCAAAUGGAGAUGAAAAGUCCGAAACUUGUCAGUCAAAAAGAUUAUUGUUUCGCCCCCGAGCAGGACUUAUAAUUCCUAGAUCAAUCAAUGAUAAACUGACUCCAGGAUGUUGGUCGCAUGUUUCACCUUCAGUUUUUAAGCUCAGGGGUGAAAAUUUCUUCAGAGAUAAGCAAAAGGAACCGGCUGCAGAUUAUAACCCGUAUGUUCCUAUUGGUAUAGAUUUGUUCGUGUGCCCCAGAAAGAUCGAUCAUAUUGCUCAGCACGUUGAGCUUCCAUGUGUUGAUAUGAAUAAGAAAGUACCUUCUUUAUUGAUUGUUAACAUUCAGCUCCCAACGUAUCCUGCUACAUUAUUUCUUGGUGACACGGAUGGUGAAGGGAUCAGUCUAGUUUUAUAUUUCAAGUUGUCUGAAACUUUCGAUAAAGAGGUAUCUCCACAUUUCCAAGAAAGCAUUCAGAAACUAGUCAUGGAUGAGAUGGAAGUAGUGAAGAGUUUCGCAAAAGAAACUUUGGUCCCUUAUCGAGAAAGACUCAAAUUAUUGGCCGGUGUGGUUAACCCUGAGGAUCUUCAGUUGUGUUCCGCCGAAAAAAGGCUUCUAAAUGCUUAUAACGACAAGCCAGUGCUUACACGCCCUCAGCAUGCUUUCUAUCGGGGAAAUAACUAUUUUGAGAUAGACCUUGAUAUACAUCGAUUCAGCUACAUUUCACGAAAAGCACUUGAUGCUUUUCGCGAACGAUUGAAAAAUGGGAUACUCGAUGUUGGUUUGACGAUUCAGGCACAACAUCAUGAAGAACUACCCGAGCAUGUUUUAUGUUGUAUUAGACUUAACAAGAUUGACUUUUCUGAUCAUGGUCUACUACCUAGAAUCUUAAUCCCAAGCAUUGAUUAAUUUGCAAGAUUAUUUUUCUUU